AUGUCGUUUCCGGCUCAGUCUUCUCGCCCGUCGUCGGUCGUUAUACCACCUCAGCGCUAUGGCUCCACGAUGGCGCGAGCCCGCCCUGUCAAUCAGCGGUACCACCGCGAUUAUGAUCUACACCAAGGGCCCGAGACGAGGUCACCUUACCUUCAAGACGGCUGGCGGACGCCUAUGGUGGAAGACGCAGAACACCGCGCCAAUCGAUCGAGAUUCUUCAACAAUACGUCAAUCAGCGAAAGCACGACUGAGCCCCGGAAGGACUCACAGACGGCAGUACCAGACGAAGGGAACGGUGAGGCGAACAAGGCCGAGGAUAGUGCGGAUGACCACCCAAAGGUCCUCUCCUGGUCGCAGCGAAUGAAACAUGUUACCUGGGCGUGGUUUACCCUCACAAUGGCGACCGGGGGCAUCGCCAAUGUUUUACACACUGUGCCGUACCGCUUCCAUGGUCUCUACACGAUCGGUGUUGUCGUCUUUCUGUUCAAUAUUUUCCUGUACAUCGUCAUCUGGGUCAUGAUAAUAACCCGAUUCACAUUGUACCCGUGGACCUUCCGGGCGAGCUUUACUCAUCCCACCGAAUCACUCUUUGUGCCGGCUUUCGCCGUCUCUUUUGGCACCAUCUUGAUCAACAUUGUGCAAUACGGGUCGGGCUAUGUCGGAUUCUGGCUCAACCGCACCGUUUUGAUCCUCUACUGGUUUGACUGUGGCCUGGCUAUCGGUCUGAGCAUCGGCAUCUACCUAGUUCUCUGGUCCACGCAAACCUUCACCAUCGCCCGAAUGACCCCGAUAUGGAUUUUCCCGGCGUAUCCUUUACUGAUCAUCGGCCCGCAUGCUGCAAAUAUAGCCACAAAGGCACUGAGCUCCAAGGAGGCUAUUCGGAUUCUGGUUGGCGGCUUCACCAUACAAGGCAUUGGCUUUCUCGUCUCGCUCACCAUCUACUCGGCCUUUGUGUACCGGCUCAUGACGCAGAAACUGCCCGCCGAACCGCUUCGACCGGGCAUGUUCGUCUCCGUCGGUCCUUCGGCCUUCACGGUCAGUGGAACCAUCGGCAUGGCCGAUGACCUGCACCGUGUCAUUGCCUCCUCUCCCACAUCUACCUUUAUGGAUGUGCCAGGGUUGCUUGCCGCCCAAAUCUUGAAGUUGGUCGGCACCUGGAUGUGUCUCUGGCUCUGGGGUCUGGCGUGGUGGUUCUUCUUUGUCAGCUUACUCUCUAAUAUAGCCUGUCUGCACCAGAAGCACCGCAUGCCGUUUGCCAUGACGUGGUUCAGUUUCAUCUUCCCUCAGACGGCCCUCACGACGGCGACCUUUUCGGUAGCCGACGCGUUCGACGUCGGUGCCAUUCGCAUCCUCGGCUGCAUCAUGACAGUCUUGUUGAUCAUUGUGUGGUUUGUUGUCGUUGGCUUCAUGAUCCGGGCCAUCGUCAACAAACAGAUCCUAUGGCCUGAGAGGGGAGAGGACAAAUCCGAAGGUGGGUUCAAGGCCAGAAUGGACGAGACGGGUGAUAGCGAGAUGACGCUGCUGAACAAGGAGAUUCCACCCAUGUCCAACGGCGUUGGAACCCCCGUUGCUGAUGGAAAUCGUGCCCGGGAUCAGAGACGUCGGCCUGGCGAUGCGGCGACGAGGAGCGUAUGA
This is a messenger RNA of Fonsecaea multimorphosa CBS 102226, 1635 nucleotides long. RefSeq lists its product as uncharacterized. Lineage: Eukaryota; Fungi; Ascomycota; Eurotiomycetes; Chaetothyriales; Herpotrichiellaceae. Bases 1 to 1635 code for a protein of 544 amino acids. Gene Ontology annotation, biological process: malate transmembrane transport. Gene Ontology annotation, molecular function: malate transmembrane transporter activity. The transcript is spliced from 2 exons. The record is from RefSeq and is a predicted model, not a curated record. Gene Ontology annotation, cellular component: membrane.